AUGACAAGUACUGACUGGCCCAAGGUUCUUCCCCAGACAGAGCUUCCUUGGUAUCGAACAAAGCAUCUCGUUCUUCUUAACCUGAUGCUUCUUGUCCCCUUGCUCAGCUCCUCCGCUGCAUUCAUGGCAGGAUCUAUGAUGAACGGUCUCCAGACACUCCCGCAGUGGCGAAACUUCUUCAACAACCCUCCUCCUCCCCUCCUCGGCGCCAUCAACGCCGUCUACCCCGUCUGCAAGAUCCUCGGCUUGGUGCCAGCAAGUACCAUCUCAGACAAAUUUGGACGAAAGGUGCCCAUCUACAUUGGCCUUGUGUCGCUUGUAAUCGGGCCGGCUAUCCAAGCAGCGUCGAUCAAUCUUCCCAUGUUCAUCGUGUCGAGAGGUCUCAUAGGCUUCGCUACAGUUUUUCCUCAGGUCGCCUGUCCGAUUCUCGUUUCCGAGCUCUCCUACCCUACCCAUCGAGGCAAAAUGACUGCUUUGUACAAUACCUUCUUCUACUUUGGUGCUAUUGCAGCCGCUUGGAUCACCUAUGGAACUUUCAAGAUGCAGUCCACCUGGGCUUGGCGUUGUCCCUCAGCUUUGCAAGCAGCGAUUCCGUUUCUUCAGCUCAUGUUUAUCUAUUGGGUUCCCGAGUCUCCUCGAUGGCUCAUUGCGAAUGGUAAAAAAGACCAAGCCAUCGCGAUCCUCACCAAGCUACAUGCAGGCGGACAAGAAAACUCUCCACUUGUAGAGUUCGAAAUCACCGAAAUCGAGAAUGCCCUAGCGCUCGAACGAAGCCAAGAGUCAUCAGCAUCGUGGGUAACGCUCGUCAAAACGGCUCCUAUGCGCAGACGUACCCUCAUUGCAGCUAUCCUGGGCUUUUUCAGCCAGUGGAACGGUAUCGGCGUUGUCACCUAUUAUUUGUCUCUAGUCCUCAACACCAUCGGGAUCACGGCCGCCAAAGACCAGGUUCUGAUCAACGGCCUACUUCAGCUCUUCAACUUUGCCGCAGCUGUGUUUGCUGGUGCUCUGAUGGUUGACAGGUUUGGACGGCGAAGGCUCUUCCUAGUUGCUACAUCAGGGCUUUGCCUCAGCUACGUAGCUUGGACAGCACUCACGAGCUAUUUCAUUAGGAGCCACGACGAAGCAGCCGGUAGAACUGUGGUGGCAUUCAUCUUUAUCGCUUUUUUCUUCUACGAUGUGGCUUGGACACCACUUCCUCAAGCAUACACCAUCGAGAUCUUCCCUUUCUUGACUCGCAGCCGAGGUUUGACCACUGCACUCACGUCUUCGUACAUUGGCCUCAUUAGCGCUCAACUGAUUAACCCUGUUGGUUUGGCUGCUCUUGGUUGGAGGUAUUAUAUCGUUUUCUGCUGCAUCCUGGCUUGUCUUGUUGUGGUUAUCUAUUUCUUGUUCCCUGAGACUAAGGGCCGCAGCCUAGAACAGAUUACGGAGCUUUUUGAGGGCAGCAGUGUUAGUGUGGAUGCUGAGGAGAUUAUCAGCAAAGGAAAGGUUGGGGUUGUGUAUGAGAUUGAGACGCCAAACAAGCAUUUGGCAUUCAAUUCGCAGUCCAAUAUGUUUCAGACUCGUCUUGUUUCAAUUUCAACAUCGCGAACUUUCAUCAACUCGCAGCGCUCUUCAAAAUUGAUCCCCAAUCUACGACGCUUCUCUGCUUCUCCGUCUCAUCUCCAGCGCCUCCCAGUCCAGAUCUCCGGCCAAGGAAGCGGCACCAUCCAAAGCAUCUCUGUCAAAGACAAGCCGUACACAUUCUCAACCGACACCUACAAGGUCAUCGGCGGCCAGGACUCGCACCCCUCGCCCGUUGCCUACGCACUCGCUAGUCUCAGCUCGUGCAACCAGGUCACGGGCGCACUCGUGGCUAAGGAUCACGGGCUCACGCUGGGCAAAUGGCGCGUCUCAGUCGAGGGCCAGCUCCCCACUGCGGUGCUGGUUGGCGGUGAGCAGGGCAAUCCGAACUGGGAGAGCGUGGACUUGGAGGUGUAUGUACAGACCAGUGCAGAAGAUGCUGCGUUUGAACAUUUUGUUGCAGAGGUUGAACGGAGAUGCCCAAUCACGCAGCUUUUUAAACGCAGUGGUGUGGCGUAUAAGAGCAAGUGGAUUAAUGAGCCGCUCUGA
This is a messenger RNA of Fusarium oxysporum Fo47, 2112 nucleotides long. RefSeq lists its product as uncharacterized. Bases 1 to 2112 code for a protein of 703 amino acids. Gene Ontology annotation, cellular component: membrane. The record is from RefSeq and is a predicted model, not a curated record. Gene Ontology annotation, biological process: transmembrane transport; carbohydrate transport. The transcript has 4 exons. Lineage: Eukaryota; Fungi; Ascomycota; Sordariomycetes; Hypocreales; Nectriaceae. Gene Ontology annotation, molecular function: carbohydrate:proton symporter activity.